Molecule: messenger RNA, 1578 nt
Organism: Rotaria socialis
Lineage: Eukaryota; Metazoa; Rotifera; Eurotatoria; Philodinida; Philodinidae
Source: the annotation of a GenBank genome assembly
AUGGCAAACAAAUCCUUUCAAGUUGCUCUUGAAGCAGCAACAAAUGAAAACAAUACUGAAGAAAAUUGGGAUCGAAUAUUAGAGGUUUGUGAUUAUGUUAAAAAUGGUCAAAUAAAACCAAAUGAACUUCUUGAGCAAAUCACAAAAAGACUUAAACAAACUCGACGAACUAAAUUACAAAUGAAUACAUUAAUAUUAUUUGAUGCAGCUGUUAAGAAUUGUGGUCAAACAUUUCAUCAAUUAUUUACAUCACGUGCAACAAUGAAUGUACUCGUUGAAAUUAUUGAUGAUACGCGAACAGAAAAUAUUGUACGUAAUCGUAUAGGUUCGUUGUUAAAACAAUGGAUGGAAGAUCCAGAAUUUAAAGACAAAGCACAAUAUGCUAUGCUUGGUGCUACCUACAAGAAAUUAACAAUAGAAAAAGGUUAUACAUUUGUUGAUGGUUCUAAUAGCAUAUCAAUAUCGGCAGCUGCUGCACCAGCACCAUCGGCAGCUGGGCGUAGAACUCAAGAUGAUUUGUUAGCUAAACGAGAAGAAGAAGAGUUUGCUAAAGCUAUUGCUCUAUCGAUGCAAGAAGCAAAUCAAUCUAAAUCUCAACAACCAGUUUCAAAUUCUCUUUAUCCAUCAAUGCAACAAUCCAAUGGAACAAAUGUGACAGCAACAACAACAAUGAGUGGAAGUGAAAAGAAAGCAAAAGCAUUAUAUGAUUUCGAAGCAGCUGAGGAUAAUGAAGUGACAUUUAAAGCCGGUGAUAUUCUAACAAUUACCGACGAUAGUGACCAACAUUGGUGGAAAGGUAUUAAUAAUGGAGUUGAAGGUUUAUUUCCAGCUAAUUUUGUUACGAAAAAUCUUCAACAACAAAUCGAUAUGCCUACUCAAUCAAAUGGAGCCAACAAUAAAACGGCUAAUGAAUUAAAUCAAAAGCAACAACGUCAGAAUGAAAUUGUUAAAGAUCAAGUUGUUAUUGAUGAACGUCUUAUUGAUCGUUGUUUAGCUAUGUUGCAAAAUGCUGAUCCGACCGGUGAAAUCGAAGCUGAUUCAAAUGAAAUGCUUAUGCUUGAAGACACAUGUUACGCAAUGGGUCCACUUAUUGAUCAUGAACUUGAAAAAGUCGAUCGUAAACACGUACAAUUAGAAGAAUUAAAUAAAAAUUUACGUGAAGCUAUGGAAUUAUAUCAUCGUCUUAUGGAAGAAGGUCGUAUUCGAGCAGCACAAGUUAAAACAAAUGCAGCACAACUUGCUAAUCAAAUGUAUCAACAACAACAAUCACAAAUUCCACCUCAACCAUAUUAUCAAGUUCAUCCAGGUUUACAAACACAACCAGCCAUACCUCAACAGCAGCAAGUAAUUAUGUAUCAAAAUCCACAACUAUAUAAUCAAUUACCACCACAAACACAACAAUCAAUGCCGUAUAUUCCACAACAGCCAGCAGGGGCAUACUAUGUUGAUCCUAAUUUACAACAACAACAACAACAACAACAACAUAUGAUGUAUUCCAUGCCACCGAAUAUGAUCAAUACUCUUCAACAACAGCAGCAGCAGCAGCAGCAACCAACUGCUCAUAGUGAAGCUCAAUAA